UCGUAUUUGAAAGUUACAACCCGCAGCGGCCGGAGUCGAUCGUACGGGCUCGCUGGCCGGGAGCCCACGCGCCCCACUAGCAGCUUGCGCACGUCGACGGCGAGCUCACGGGAAGCGCGCGCACCCCCGGCCAUACGCGACGGCGAUGGCGGCGCCCUGCGCCCACAUGGCAUACCGCAGCCGCGGGUCACGACUCGCGGGUGCAGCCAGCCACGGAUGCGGCACGGGCGCGCGCAAGGCCGACAAGGAACGGAACGGAACCCAGCGCGGCGCCACGUUGCUGUCCGUGCUGUCCCUUGAUCGAUAGGCAGGACAGAACUGUAGAAGAUUCGUCAAGUGAUUGCUUAUUUUAUUCCGCUGGGGAUGGGGGGUUUGGGUUUGGUUGUGCGUUGGCGGCGAUGGAGGCGGUGUGGGAGGCGGUGGCGCUGGUGAAGCUGCGGGUGGCGGCGGGGCGGGUCAAGCUCCAGAUCCCGCCGCAGGAGGAGGAGGAGCACUGGGCCUUCGCCUACGACAUGCUCCAGAAGGUCUCCCGGAGCUUCGCGUUCGUCAUCCAGCAGCUCGGACCCGACCUGCGCAAUGCCGUGUGCAUCUUCUACCUCCUGCUCCGAGCUCUGGACACUGUUGAGGAUGACACUAGCAUCCCUACCGAGGUGAAGCUGACGAUCCUUCAGGAAUUCCACCGCCAUGUCUACAACCCUAGCUGGCAUUAUUCAUGUGGAACAGGGAACUACAGAGUGCUGAUGGAUAAGUUUAGAUACGUCUCCACUGCUUUCUUGGAGCUGGAUCAAGGAUGUCAAGAGGCAAUCAAAGAAAUCACUAAGCGAAUGGGAGAAGGAAUGUCAAAAUUUAUAUGCAAGGAGGUUGAAACUGUUGACGACUAUGAUGAGUACUGUCACUAUGCAGCAGGGCUAGUGGGAUAUGGACUUUCCAGGCUCUUUCAUGCUGCUGGGACGGAAAAUCUAGCUUCAGAUCAACUUUCAAAUUCAAUGGGCUUAUUUCUGCAGAAAAUCCAUAUAAUAGGGGAUUAUUUUGAGGACAUAAGUGAGAUACCAAAGCGCCGUAUGUUCUGGCCUCGAGAAAUAUGGAGUAAAUAUGUUGAGAAACUUGAGGAUUUGAAAUAUAAGGAAAAUUCAGAAAAGGCAGUGCAGUGCUUGAAUGAUAUGGUGACUAAUGCUUUGAUUCAUGCCAAAGAUUGCCUUCAAUACAUGUCUGCGUUGAAGGAUGAUACCGUUUUCCGUUUAUGUGCAAUACCUCAGAUAAUGGCUAUGGGAAACUUUGCUAUCUGCUACAAUAAUGUGAAUGUCUUUCGAGGACUUGUGAAGAUGAGGCAUGGGCUUACUGCACGAGUAAUUGAUGAAACAAAAUCAAUGUCAGAUGUCUAUACUGCUUUCUACGAGUUUUCUUCAUUGCUAGAGUCGAAGAUUGAUGAUAAUGAUCCAAGUGCUGCGCUAACACGGAAACGUGUGGAUGCAAUAAAGAAAACUUGCAAGUCAUCCGGUUUGCUAAAGAGAAGGGGAUAUGACUUGGAAAAGCCAAAGUAUAUGCCUGUGCUGAUCAUGCUUGCACUUAUGUUGGCUGCUGUUGUCUUGGGUGUACUGUAUGCCAAGUAAACAUGCCAAGGAGGCAACCAAGCAAAUCCGGUACGCUAAUCAGUUUCAAAGAACUUGAUGGUUUUGUUCUGUACCUUUGAUUUAGAGAAGGUCCCUGCUGCCCAACAGCCCAAGGCUUUUUCUGAAUGGCAUGUGUCAUGUGUGGCUAUUUCGGUCUUGUUCUUUGUCUCCAAGUCCAAGUGGGAACAACAGCCCCAUGUACCCGGCCUGUUGGGCCCGGUAUUCGUGCACAACAAUGAGUACCAUUUUUAUUUUCCAAA
Brachypodium distachyon (stiff brome) is the source of this 1870-nucleotide messenger RNA. RefSeq names its product squalene synthase. The coding region runs from base 399 to 1610 and encodes 403 amino acids. Gene Ontology annotation, molecular function: squalene synthase [NAD(P)H] activity. Lineage: Eukaryota; Viridiplantae; Streptophyta; Magnoliopsida; Poales; Poaceae. Gene Ontology annotation, biological process: farnesyl diphosphate metabolic process; lipid biosynthetic process. The transcript has 13 exons. Gene Ontology annotation, cellular component: endoplasmic reticulum membrane. The record is from RefSeq and is a predicted model, not a curated record.